Trichechus manatus latirostris (Florida manatee) is the source of this 3021-nucleotide messenger RNA. It is a transcript of the gene ADGRG2, whose product is annotated as adhesion G protein-coupled receptor G2. Gene Ontology annotation, biological process: cell surface receptor signaling pathway; adenylate cyclase-activating G protein-coupled receptor signaling pathway. NCBI's taxonomy places the organism in Eukaryota, Metazoa, Chordata, Mammalia, Sirenia, Trichechidae. The record is from RefSeq and is a predicted model, not a curated record. Gene Ontology annotation, cellular component: plasma membrane. Gene Ontology annotation, molecular function: G protein-coupled receptor activity. The transcript is spliced from 27 exons. Bases 1 to 3021 code for a protein of 1006 amino acids.
AUGUUCUUCUCUGGCGGGCAGUACAGCCAUGUUGGCAGACCUGAAGAACUUUUACUGACGUUCAGGAUAUUCCUUGUCAUCAUCUGUCUUCAUGUUGUCCUGGUUACAUCCCUGGAAAAUGCUGAUAAUUCCAGUUUGGUAUCACCAUCUGCUGAAUCAUCUCGUGUUGGUUUUAUCCGCUUCUCCAAUGAUGCUACUUCAAGCGUAUUAUCCACUUUAAACAAAACAGAAAAAACUAAAAUCACUAUAUUAAAACCCUUCAAUGCAUCAGGAGUCAAACCCCAGAAAAAUAUCUGCAAUUUGUCAUCUAUCUGCAAUGGCUCAGCAUUUUUUAAAGGUGAGAUAAUGUUUCAAUAUCACGAAGAAGUCAAUGCUACCCAGAAUCAAGAUAUGGCUAAUGGCACCUUAAAUGGAGUCCUGUCUCUAAGUGAACUGAAACGAUCAGAACUCAACAAAACCCUGCAAACCCUAAGUGAGACUUACUUUAUAGUGUGUGCUACAGCAGAAGCUCAAAGCACAUUAAAUUGUACAUUCACAAUAAAACUGAAUAAUACAGUGAACGUAUGUGCUAUAGUGGUUGCUUUGAAAAGAGUGAAGAUUCAAUCAAUGGAACAGUGCUGCUGCUCUGCCAGGACCCCCUGCCCCUCGUCCCCGGAAGAGUUAGAAAAACUGCAGUGUGAUCUACAGGAUCCCGUCGUCUGUCUCCCUGGGCCUCCACAUGGCCCACCGUUUUCUUCUUCCAGCAAACCUAUCCCAGGUGCUCCUCAGGCCACGACUAUAUCCCACGUCGCCAGUGCCUUCUCUUUGGCUGACCCCUUAGAUCAUCCACCUGUGACCCAGAAAUCCCCUUCUCCAACCACAGAGAUUCACAUUCCGUCUCCCCAGCCUUCGGCUGCCAUAGCUCCCAGCUCUACUGUUGAUGUGCCCCCCGACUUUGGAACCAUCUCUUCCUCUACGCCCCAAACCAAUUUUUCUUCCACUCCACUGCCCGUGAAACCCUCACUUGCUUCUCCUACCACGUCUGCUCCUAUGAAUGUCAUCACAACCAGCCCAUCUCCUGAAUAUACAGUCACAAACAGUGCCAGUGCUUCGGAACUUGAGAACCAAGUGUCCCAGAUGGAGAAGGCUUUGUCGUCAGGCAGCUUGGAGCCUGAUCUCGCAGGAGAAAUGAUAAACCAAGUUAGCAAACUCCUGCAUUCCCCACCAGCCUUGCUGGCCCCUCUGGCUCAAAGAUUGCUGAAAGUGGUGGAUGACAUUGGCUUACAACUGAAUUUUUCGAACAAGUCCAUGAGUCUAACCUCCCCUUCUUUGGCUCUGGCCGUGAUCAGAGUGAAUGCCAGUGAUUUCAACACAACUACCUUUGCAGCCCAAGACCCUGAAAAUCUUCAGGUUUCCCUGGAAACGGAAGCACCUGAGAAUAGUAUUGGCAUGAUUACUCUCCCUGCCUCACUGCUGAGUGAUUUGCCAGCGGAUGAUGUGGAGCUUGCUUCCAGGGUUCAGUUCAACUUUUUUGAAACACCUGCCCUAUUUCAGGACCCUUACCUGGAAAACCUCUCUCUGAUCAGCUACGUCAUAUCCUCAAGUGUUGCUAACCUGACCGUCACAAACUUGACAAGAAACGUGACAAUCUCACUAAAGCACAUCAGCCCGAACCAGGAUGACUUAACAGUGAGAUGUGUAUUUUGGGACUUGGGCAGAAAUGGUGGCAGAGGAGGCUGGUCAUCCGAUGGCUGCUCCGUCCGAGACAAGAAGCUGAAUGAAACCAUCUGUACCUGCAGCCACCUUACAAGCUUCAGUGUCCUAUUGGACCUAUCUCGAACAUCCUUACCGCCUGCUCAAAUGAUGGCUCUGACGUUUAUCACGUAUAUUGGUUGUGGGCUUUCAUCAAUUUUUCUGUCCGUUACUCUUGUAACAUACAUAGCCUUUGAAAAGAUCCGGAGGGAUUACCCUUCCAAAAUCCUCAUCCAGCUGUGUGCUGCUCUGCUCCUACUGAACCUGGUGUUCCUUCUGGACUCGUGGAUUGCUCUCUAUAACAUGCGAGGCCUCUGCAUCUCAGUGGCUGUAUUUCUUCAUUAUUUCCUCUUGGUCUCAUUCACGUGGAUGGGCCUGGAAGCGUUCCAUAUGUACCUGGCCCUUGUCAAAGUGUUUAAUACUUACAUCCGAAAAUAUAUCCUUAAGUUCUGCAUUGUCGGCUGGGGAGUUCCAGCUGUGGUUGUGGCUAUAGUCCUGGUCAUAUCCCCAGAUAACUAUGGGCUUGGAUCCUACGGGAAAUUUCCCAAUGGUUCACCUGAUGACUUUUGCUGGAUCAACAGCAAUGCUGUAUUCUAUAUUACGGUUGUGGGAUAUUUCUGUGUGAUAUUUUUGCUGAACGUCAGCAUGUUCAUUGUGGUCCUGGUCCAGCUCUGUCGAAUUAAAAGGAAGAAGCAGCUGGGGGCCCAGCGGAAAACCAGUAUUCAAGACCUCAGGAGUGUUGCCGGCCUUACAUUUUUGCUGGGAAUUACUUGGGGCUUUGCCUUCUUUGCCUGGGGACCAGUUAACGUCACAUUCAUGUAUCUCUUUGCCAUCUUUAAUACCUUACAAGGGUUUUUCAUAUUCAUCUUUUACUGUGUAGCAAAAGAGAAUGUCAGGAAGCAGUGGAGGCGGUAUCUUUGUUGUGGAAAGUUACGGCUGGCUGAAAAUUCUGACUGGAGUAAAACUGCUACUAAUGGUUUAAAGAAGCAGACUGUAAACCAAGGAGUGUCCAGCUCUUCAAAUUCCUUGCAGUCAAACAGUAACUCCACUAACUCCACCACACUCCUAGUGAAUAAUGAUUGCUCAGUGCAUGUAGACGGGAAUGGGAAUGCUUCUACGGAGAGGAACGGCGUUUCUUUCAGCGUUCAGAAUGGAGACGUGUGCCUUCAUGAGUUCUCUGGAAAACAGCACGUGUUUAAUGAGAAAGAAGACUCGUGCAACGGGAAAAGCCGUAUCGCAUUCAGAAGGACUUCAAAACGGGGAAGCUUACACUUUAUUGAGCAAAUGUGA